Nycticebus coucang (slow loris) is the source of this 7253-nucleotide messenger RNA. It is a transcript of the gene SOCS4, whose product is annotated as suppressor of cytokine signaling 4. The transcript is spliced from 2 exons. The record is from RefSeq and is a predicted model, not a curated record. Gene Ontology annotation, biological process: intracellular signal transduction; positive regulation of proteasomal ubiquitin-dependent protein catabolic process; negative regulation of epidermal growth factor-activated receptor activity. Gene Ontology annotation, molecular function: 1-phosphatidylinositol-3-kinase regulator activity. Bases 319 to 1641 code for a protein of 440 amino acids. Gene Ontology annotation, cellular component: phosphatidylinositol 3-kinase complex. Lineage: Eukaryota; Metazoa; Chordata; Mammalia; Primates; Lorisidae.
CUGGACACGGAAGUGGUGGCGGCGCCUCGACGCGGGCGGAGGCAAUGACCGCGACGCCUCAGAUGAGGACGGAGCGCCGUGGGGAGGGUAGGGGUUGCAGAGAGGCCUCCACCUUUUAGGACCCGCGCGAGGUGCAGGGAUGGCUGGGCCUCCCCUCUCCGCUUCCGCGAGUGCCCGGAGUGACGGCGACGGUGAUGGUGGCGGUUACUCGACAGCCCCCGGGAGAUAACAUCCAGAAAAUGCCCAGAAGAAACUUCCUGCUGGAAAAACUGAAAAAGAAGUAUUUGUAACACUGGAAUUUGUGGAUAAUUUGUCAAAAUGGCAGAAAAUAAUGAAAAUUAUAGUAAAAAUGUAGAUGUCAGACCCAAAACCAGUCGAAGCAGAAGUGCUGACAGAAAGGAUGGCUAUGUGUGGAGUGGAAAGACGUUGUCCUGGUCAAAAAAGAGAGAGAGCUGCCCUGGUGCGGAGACGGUGAGUGCUGUGGAAAAAACGGAAGCUUCGUUAAGGAGCCAGGAAAGGCAGCACAGCUGUUCAUCCCUGGGGUUGGAUUUAGAUCGUUCCUGUGGGCACAGAUUUUUAGGCCGCUCUCUUAAACAGAAACUGCAAGAUGCUGUGGGGCAGUGUUUUCCGAUUAAGAACUGCAGUGGUAGGCAUUCUUCAGGGCUUCCAGCGAAAAGGAAAAUUCAUAUCAGGGAACUCAUGUUAGAGGAGUGUCCUUUCCCACCCCGAUCAGAUUUAGCCUUUAGGUGGCAUUUUAUUAAACGACACACUGCUCCUAUAAAUCCCAAAUCAGAAGAAUGGGUAAGCACAGGCUUGUCUCAGGGUGAACCGAGAGCCGGGGAGCUAAUACCCAGAAGAGAGGCGGAAGAGGACACAGACUGUCUCUCACAGACCAGCGUUCAGCCUUGUGUGGUAGCCACCAACACUGCCCCGUGUGGGGGUCCCCCACCUGGCUCUGUGAUGAACCUGGUUUCAAAUAACAGUGUAGAAGACAGUGAUAUGGAUUCAGAUGAUGAAAUCAUAACACUUUGCACAAGUUCCAGGAAAAGAAACAAACCCAAAUGGGAACUAGAUGAUGAAAUCCUGCAGUUGGAAACACCUCCCAAGUAUCAUACCCAGAUUGAUUACGUCCACUGUCUUGUUCCAGACCUUCUUCAGAUCAAUAACAAUCCCUGUUACUGGGGAGUUAUGGAUAAAUACGCUGCUGAAGCCCUGCUGGAAGGAAAACCAGAGGGCACCUUUUUAUUAAGAGACUCAGCACAGGAAGACUAUCUAUUCUCCGUUAGUUUUAGACGCUAUAGUCGUUCCCUUCAUGCUAGAAUUGAACAAUGGAAUCACAACUUCAGCUUUGACGCACACGAUCCUUGUGUCUUCCAUUCUCCUGAUAUUACUGGGCUCCUAGAACAUUAUAAGGACCCGAGCGCCUGUAUGUUCUUUGAGCCACUUCUGUCCACCCCAUUAAUCCGGACUUUCCCCUUUUCCCUGCAGCAUAUAUGCAGAACAGUUAUCUGUAACUGCACAACUUACGACGGCAUCAAUGCCCUUCCGAUUCCUUCUUCUAUGAAGUUAUAUCUGAAGGAAUAUCAUUAUAAAUCAAAAGUUAGAGUACUCAGGAUUGAUGCCCCAGAACAACAAUGCUAGGAUACGACAAGGGAGGGGACGUGGCGAUGAUUGUAUACAUGUUUUCAUUGAAGAUUUUUUUAUUAUACCACUUAAUUUUUCUACAAAGGCAGUGGAGUCUAAAAUAAAUCUCUGCCCUAAAUUUUACUUCAAGACCAGGUUAUUUUUUUUUUUAUGAUACAUUGAUUGUUUAAAGUUACACACUAGAGAGUAAUAGUUAUUUUUAACCAGAUACUUGUUUUUUGUUUUUCCAAGUAGAAUAUAUACUUAAACUUUUUAUUUCCUUAAUUUAUAUAUGACCUAGGCAUAUUUGAACUUUGGUAGAUAUUGCCAAUGCAUUUGAAUAUUCUGUGUUUCAUACUUUUCUUUAAAAAAUAAUCUAUGUCCUUUCUUACAUGUAAAAUACUUUGUUAAUAUAUGCCAUCAGUAUUUCUAUAUGUAAAAUACAGUUUCCCCAUCCUCCUUUUUGUUGUUUUAAAUUCUUCAGUAAAGCUGAGAGCUGUAAUUCACCAUACUAAUAUAAUUGACUUCUGUUAACUUACUAAUAGGGAUGUCAAAAGUAACAAAAUGGUUUAAAGUCAAACUUGAUCUGUUUUCAUGUGAAAUAUAAGUAUAAAGCAAGAUGACUAAAUUUGAUUAAUUUGGUCAAUGAGAAUCACAAGAAAACACGACAGUCUGGUGGUGCAUUUUUCCUUCUGUAAUGUGGCAGGGUUAGUUUUCUUGAAAACGUCUUUCAACCUGGAAGAGUUACCAUCUUCAAAACAAAAAUUGUGUUCCAUUCUCACUGGAAGCAUUAAGAACAAUGAUAAAUACCAUUAGUAGCUAGUAGUGACUAAAGCACUAAGGCAACUGUAGGGUUUUUCUGUAUUAACUUAUGAGCUGUUGCUUCUAUUUAGCCCUUUUUAGAAACUUAGAGCCUGCUACUUUGGGGAAAUUCCACAAUUUUAUAAGCAGCCAAUAUCCACUGGUAACCAAAGAGUACUUAAAUCAUUUUUCAUUAUUUUAAGUUGAAUUUAAGUAAAGAUUAAAGAAAUAAACAUGGAAUUCAGUGUUCAGGAAAUUCAAUAUUCUUUUUGAUCUACAAUUUCUUUUUUUUGGCUGGGGCUGGAUUUGAACCCACCACCUCCGGCAUAUGGGACCAGCGCCCUCCUCCUUGAGCCACAGGCACCGCCCUGAUCUACAAUUUCUAAAUAAUUAUUCCUGUCAGAAUUAACUUGAGUCUGUUGUGGUUUGAAAAAAAUGGAAAAGCCUUUUACAGCUAUAUGGCCUGUGCCAUUCAGCACAAGUACGGACAGAAGGGGUAAUAUAUUAAAUUUGCUAUCCCCAAGAACAGGGCAGCUUUUUCAGACACAUCAUUACCCCAUUGUAACUAGUAAAGAUAAAUGGAAUGGUACCCUUAACUUCUUUUUGAAAAGAAUCAAUGAAUAGUAAAUCUAGACAUUGCUCAAUUUUUUUUUUCUGGUGAGUUGUCUACCCCUCUAUACAAAUUGCCAGUUUUUUUCUUUGUCAGUUUCUCACUUUGUUGCCCAGACUAGCUCACAGCAACCUGCAACUCCUGGGCUCAAGCAAUCUUCCUGCCUCAGCUUCCCAAGUAGCUGGGACUAUAGGCACCAGCCACAAUACCUGGCUGAUUCUUCUACCUUUAAUAGAGAAGGAGUCUCGCUCUUGCUCAGCCUGGUCUCAAACUCCUGAGCUCAAGCAAUCCACCUGCCUCAGCCUCCCAGAGUGCUAGGAUUACAGGCGUGAGCCACUGCGCCUGCCCCAAAUGGGCACUUUUUUUUUUUUUUUUUGAGACAGAGUUUCACUUUGUCACCCUCCAUAGAGUGCUAUGGCAUCGUAGCUCACAGCAACCUCCAACUCAAGUGAUUCUCUUGCCUCAGCCUCCCAGUAGCUGGGACUAUAGGUGCCCACCACAACGCCUGGCUAUUUUUUUUAGAGACAGGAUCUCUUGCUAAGGCUGGUCUGGAACCUGUGAGCUCAGGGCAAUCCACCUGCCUUGGCCUCCCAGAGUGCCAAACUGGCAUUUUUAAUGUUAGAGUAGUUGAUGCUAGUUAGGAUGCCCUAACCCUAAUUGAUGCUAGUUUAGCUGUAUUCUACUUGGAUUUAAAGAAAUGUGACUCAUAAAUCCCAAGUUAGAACAAAUGUUAUAUUACCAUUGCUUUUAUGUGAAAGAGCAUCUCCCUGGCUUGCAGUCCUGCUGUAAAGAUGGCAUUUUUCAGUAAUAGCUUCAAAAUAAAUUUUUAGCAAUUAUUACAAAAUUAAAUCAGGAAAUCCCUGUUACCAUUAUCUUCUAAAAAAUUUUUUUCCUCAGUGAUCUCAAGUUGUCUUGGUCUCAACGAGGGUUAGCCAUGAAAAUAGCACCCUCUCAACAGUGACGAGGCUCAGGAUAUCACAACACUAACGUCAGGAUAAGGGUUUCUUCUAAAAAUGAUAAGAGUAUUUACGUUUUACAAAGGCAGAAGUGUCUCGUACUACCUCAUCUUUAUUGUGGCACUUUUGUAGGUCACUGAGCUUAUUGACUUAUAAACCACUUCCUAUAUCCAUAUUUGGUGAAAGAAAAUUAAAUUGGUGUGGUAAGAUUCUACCCAUGAUUAUAGUUUUUUUAUCAAAAUUUGGUAAGACUUUCUGUUUCUGUGAAACAAUUAUUUUAAAUAUUUUUCCUUUAAAACAACUUUUUAUCAAUACAGAAAAACCUAACGAUAAGUAGCUUAUGGAUAUUCUGUUAAAGUGUAGUUUUAUAAAGAAAUAAAAUAUAAUUGUGUUGUCUUUUAUAGUAAAAAUUAGUGUUUAUAUGAAAGUCAAGAUUAAGUAGCUUUUAAUCUAGUUCAGACUAAUUGCUUGAGAUAUAUUUCCUCUGGCUUUUUUAUUUUUUCAACUUUAAGGUUUUAACACCUGUUAGCACUUUGGAAAUACUGCCAUGUGUAGCCUUGAAGUAGAUGAUCUAACAAAUGAGAGCAGGAAAGAGACUCAUUUACUCUGAAAUGAUGUGUAUAUUUCCUUUGGUAUUUGUUAUAAGGAAAAGAAACUUGGAAAGUAGAAAUAUAAAGAUUUGAGAAGGGACUUGUUUACCAGGAAGGUAAAGAAGAGUGAUACCUUUUUUAAAAACAUUAGGAUUGGAAUUUAGAAAGGUUAUCUCCUUUCUGUGUCUUUGUGAGGAUAUACUUGGAAGAACAUACAGUAUUCAGAAGUUAACUCAUAAAAAUAUAUUUACUGCACUGUAAUUAAAAAUGAGUAAAUUUUGAGGGGACAGGGUGGGGAGAUACAAAUGUAUCUAAAUACCAGUUAAGUUUUGUAACUCUUAAAGUUGGACAUUGGGAACAUUUGAAAAGUGCAAAUUCCAGAGUUGGGAAAGCAUUCAGCAUGGUGGACAUGUGUAGGGCUUGUUGUUGAGAGAGGAUGGAGCUAAAAGAAACAAGAUAAAAUAUUAAAAUUAAGAAUUUAGACAUUGCCACAGGGAAAAGCCUUGACAAUGAAAGGGAACUACUUAAUUGCUAAAAGCUAGUCUGGACCAGACACUUAACUGCACUUUGGGAAUUAUCCUGCACUAAUCAGGAAAUUUUCUAUUCUUCUCUAAAGCUUUUCAGGAUAUAACCCCCUCUCCAUUUUUUUUUUAACCUACAGCAUCCUGAUUGAUACUGUAAUUUCUGAGAUACGCUGACAUUUCUUCUUUUGUUGUUCUUUGAGCAUUUUUGUAUGAAGAGUUAUAUGUGAUCUUUCUAAAUAAUCAUGCCAUUCACUUAAAUAAUUCAUAGAGGGAAUGGUUUAAUUUAGGAAGACCUAACAGGAAGAUUAAAGGAAGCUUUUAGCCCGUGGCAGGAUUAUUGAUGUGGUGACCAAACCUGUGCUCUUUCCUGAGUUUCAGCUAAUGGGCCACUGUGGUCAAAGAAUGACUUCCAGUUGGAAUUUUGGUUUCUUAAUUAUAAAGAAUAUAAAGAAUGACUUAGUAAUUAGAAAUAUUUUAAAAAGUAGAACAAAUGUGGCAAAUAAGACUCAUAUCAUUAUACAGAUUCCAUUUCUUUUUAUAAGAAAAACACAUAAGCCAUUAUCAUUUAUUCAUGAGUCAAAACCAUUAAGAAGCUAGAUCAAAUUAUCAGCUUCCUGUCUCUGAAGUUUGGAUCAUUUUAUAGAUCCACAUAAUAGCUUCCUUCCUAUGAAACAAAAACCUUGAGAUCUCACUCUUUAUAAAUAUACUCUUUUUAUUAAAAAGAAAAAAAUAAAAUAUUUGUCAUUUUAACUAUAUCAGAACAAUGAACAGCUUAUAUAUUGAUUUUAGUAGAGUAAAUUUCACAGGAAAUUAGACUUACGUAAUUAUAAGACAUUUUUUGGAGACAAUACAAAACAAUGUCUAAUGUAAAAUAGUCUGUGUAAUGUUAGGUAACUUAAUGCCCAAAUGAAUAGAUUUUUAGUCAAGCAAACUAUUGUUUCUACUUUAGGAGAAAAUAAUCUUUACUGUUUUUAACAAUCAGUUUUACAUUCAUUUUUAUUUCUAAGGAAAGAAAAAAAGUUUUUAUUAAUGGCCUCCUAGAAAUGAGCGGUGCCGCAAGAAUCCACCUAUAUACUAAUCCAAUGCAUUAAGAGAUUGGACACAAAAUGAAGGUAACUUUUUAAAAUGGAUUGUGUUGUAAGUGGAAAUGUAGAUUAAUAGCUAUAACCCAAUAGAAAGAUUCAGAGCACAUGAAUCCUAUUUCAAAUAAAGCCAAAGUCUAAUUUACUUUCAGGCAUCCUCAAACUUUUUAAACAGGGCCAAUUCACUGUCCCUCAGACCGUUGGAGGGCCGGACUAUAGUGUAAAAAAAAAAACUAUGAACAAAUUCCUAUGCACAUUGCACAUAUCUUAUUUUGAAGUAAAAAAACAAAAUGGGAACAAAUACAAUCACACCGCCUCAUGUGACCCCCUGUGGGCCACAAUUUGAGGACCCCUGUAUCUGACUCAUCCUUUGCCUUCAUUUUCUACAAAAUGUAGGUGUUAAUACUUGUCGCCUGAUUUCUGACAGCUAAUUCUUCCAUAAAAGGUGACUCUUGGAGCAUACUUGAAAAUAAUUGCUGUACAGCAUUAAGUAUUAAUUUGUCUUCAAAAUGUCUCCUCAGUGGACCCUGCAUAAUCCCAUUCAUUUCCCUUAGUCUGUAAUAAACUUUCUUGGCUUGAUUUGAUAGUAGAGAUAACAAUGCAAUUUGAAUUUAUGGUUUAGAUUCUGCAAUUAGAUGAACAAUUCCAAUUUCCUCCUACCUUUCAUAUGGUGUAUGUAAAAUUGAUGUUUACCUAUUUUUUUAAAUUGAUUACAUUUGCAGGAAAUAAAGUUAAUCACAUUUACCAGGUUAUAAUCAAAUCUAAGCUUUCAGACCUGACAGCCAUGGUGUAAAACUCAAGUUUACUCAAAUUCUGCUGACUUUGCUAGAAUUGGCUAACUUCUGUAUACAUAAUAAGCCAAGAAUAAAGUUGAUAAAUACUUGAAAAUACAUGGUUUGGUAACUUCACAAGGUUACUCUUCUUCAGGCUUGUCUGAUCCAUCCAUAACCCCAAAAGUAGACUAUUUCCACUUAUAUUUCUAAUCUUUAAGUUGACUGUUUCUUGGAUGUGAACUCAAAUCUAAAUAAAUUUUCAUUUGUUCUUAAUUAAAACUUCAUAUAUAAAAU